Messenger RNA from Linnemannia hyalina, 1797 nucleotides. The record is from the annotation of a GenBank genome assembly. NCBI's taxonomy places the organism in Eukaryota, Fungi, Mortierellomycota, Mortierellomycetes, Mortierellales, Mortierellaceae.
AUGAAGUACGUUCAGCUUACAAUCGAGCUCAUCACCAAGGCCUUUGAGACAUUCUCCUCUAAGAAGGGAGUGGAGUUUACCAAGAAAGAUGCAAAUAAGAUCUUUAAGGCGCUUGAUGAGGAUGAGGAAGUAGAGAGAUACUACUUUUGUGGAGAAAAGUGCACCAAGUCCAAGCGCAAAUGCAUGAAGGAAGUUGAUGAUGAAGGCAUACAUUGUUAUGUCCACGAUCCUGCGCGCAAGUGUCAAGGCACAACUAUUAAGGGUGCUAAUUGUGGUAGUGUAGCCAAACUUGGUCAAACAUACUGUGGACGUCAUCAAGAUCAAGAUAGAGGUUAUAUAAAACGUAGUAACAACAACGCACCUGUCGACAAGCGUACUAAGUCUUCCAAGGCUUUAAAGAAGACACAUACUUCUAAGUUUGUGUCUUCCGAUGACGAUAUGACUUCCGAGGAUGAAGAACCAAAGAAGCGAAAGAGAAACAAGCAGGAGUCAUCGGAUGAAGAGCCGUCCGAUGAUGAUGAUGAAGAAGAUAUAAUUGCCGUCUCCUUUCCGUUGAGUCCAAAGUACAUUAUUAGGCUAAAGGAAAAGAAUCUCUACAUUGCAUUGUGUCCACCUAAGCUCAUGGGCAAGAAUCUCCCUGCGCCAGAAAUAUCUGAGAAAGAGGCACGCAUAUUGGCCAAGAUGGGUCUUCAAGAGGCAACUUCAGCAGAUGUAGAAAAAAUAGAAGAGUCUUCUGCUGAUGAGAAUUCUGACGAUGAUACAGAUGAUGGUGAUACGUCUGAUAAUGCUGACUCUGAGGAUGAUUCCUCUAAAGAUAAAGACUCUGAUGAUGGCAAGUCCAAUAACAGACCUGAUGUAGAAUCUGGAGAUGAUACCUCUAAGGAUAACCCUGAUGAAAAACUAUCUCAUAAAAAGCCAUCUAAGGAUGAUGAGAAGAAGACUUCUCGAAAGAAAAGGCAUUCAGAGAUGCCCAAAAAUGCAGAGCCAUCUUCUAAUGUAGAUGUUUCUAAGGAUGAAAAAGAUGAACACACAUUUGCACUGGCCACAACGGCGCGUAACAUUAGAUCAGAGAAAGACAUACCACUUGCAAAGGAUGGAGGAUGGAUGGUUCAUCCUAAUAACGACAUGCUUGAGUAUGCAACUAACUUUACGAUGAAGGCUAAGUACAUUGUCAAGCUAUGUGGAAAGAAUACAUACGUUGGCCUGUUUACGCUUGAUCAUCUGCGUGGCGGUGGUGAUGUUCCAGAGAUGGAUAUCUUGGAACGCUCCAUGCUUAGCAAGAUGAAACUUCAAGAAAUGUCUGAUGAAGAGAGAAAGAUGCUUUUCAACGAGGAGGUCGAAGUAGAAGAGGAACUACCACACAUUCUCAAGAUCCGCAAGCAAAACAUUGUAGUUGGCUUGGUGACUGAUGACCACAUUGGUGCAGAGAAUGUCGACUAUGAUAAUCUUAACCAAAAGGAAAAAGAAAAGAUCUUUGCUAUGGGCUUUAAGCCACAAUGGUCUAAGGAUAGGUCGACAGAGAAAGAUGAUGAGGUGCAAGAGUCGGAUGUUAAGAAAACUCUAGAAGAUGGUGGACCUAUGGAAAGCGAAAAUGUGAAUGCCUCAAGUGUUUACACUACAAAAGACCAUCAUGAUUUUCUGAAGGCAAUGGGAGAAGUAUAUAGCAAAAUAACAGCUAUCGAAGAAGAACUCCGCGAGGAAUACGUUUCGGCAGAUGAUAGUAUUCAAGCCAAAGAGAAAAGUACGAUGGAAGAAAAGAAGCCUCUUGAAGUAACAUUUGAGACCGCAGAAGAGUAG